UGUACUCACGACCUCGGUUAAGAUUCUCCCAUAAAGACCUCCUGCUCGGUUAAUAAGAACUAAGUAUACCCUCUGUCUCGGGAAAAGAAGAUUUAAUUAAAGGACUGUUUUAGAAAGCAACAACUAGCCAUGAUUGUUUGCACCACUUCUUAUUCAGAGAGUUCAAAAUAAAUUCGUGUUUUCUAAAUUCCAGCGUCAGCAGCUUGUCAUCACAAACAGAUUCUAUUCCCAUGAGCACUGUUGAUCACCAGGAAUUAGAAUUUCAGUUCACAGAGACAAGUGGCGCUACCAGCAUAACCUACGAGAUCCCUAAUAGUGUUGGAGAUUACAUGCCGCUUCAUCCAUCAACAAGAAGCUGGGAGAUCAGUCGACAACAAGUCGAUAUCAUUAAAAAUAUCGGAAAAGGGGCUUUCCCCCAAGUUGCUAAGGCAACAGUCAAGAACAUCAAUGAUAACCAAGAGGUCAUAACAGUGGUUGUGAAAAUGUUGAAAGACAACGCACCUGAUUCCGACAGGGUGGACUUGCUGUCAGAACUUGAGGUGAUGAAAAACCUGAAGCCUCAUCCACACGUGAUCAAGUUGAUGGGAUGUGUUACUGAGUCGGGUGAGAAAAAUGCUUUUAAAAUAAUAUUACAGUUACAUUUAAAAUAAAUAAACAGGACUCGCCCACUGAAUAUUUAUCGUGUCUAGUUGUUGCUAGUUUUUAACUUCACAUAGCUGCUAUGUAAUUCCUCUAUUCGUUAACUUUAACAACGGGGAAG
Molecule: messenger RNA, 760 nt
Organism: Orbicella faveolata
Lineage: Eukaryota; Metazoa; Cnidaria; Anthozoa; Scleractinia; Merulinidae
Biological process (GO): multicellular organism development; protein phosphorylation; cell surface receptor protein tyrosine kinase signaling pathway
Cellular component (GO): plasma membrane; signaling receptor complex
Molecular function (GO): transmembrane receptor protein tyrosine kinase activity; ATP binding; protein binding
Source: RefSeq, a predicted model, not a curated record